GGCAGCAGCCUUCCCAGCCACCGCGGCACAGGAGCCCCAGCAACUCGGUCGCCGGGACUCAAGCGGACCCCCAAGAUGCCAGCGGUCGCGGUGCUCACAGCGGUCGCCGCGGCGUGGUGCUUUCUCCAAGUGGACAGCCGGCACCUGGACGCGCUCGCAGGCGGCGCGGCCCUCAACAACGCCAAUUUCCUAGACAAUGACCAGUGGCUGAGCACCGUCUCCCAGUAUGACCGUGAUAAGUACUGGAACCGUUUCCGAGACGAUGACUAUUUCAGAAACUGGAAUCCCAACAAGCCCUUCGAUCAAGCCCUGGACCCAUCGAAGGACCCUUGUCUGAAGGUGAAAUGCAACCCUCACAAAGUGUGUGUGACCCAGGAUUACCAGACAGCCCUGUGUGUCAGCCGCAAGCACCUGCUGCCCAGGCAGAAGAAGGGGAAUGUGGCUCACAAACACUGGGUUGGACCUUCAAACCUGGUUAAGUGCAAGCCCUGCCCUGUGGCACAGUCAGCGAUGGUCUGCGGAUCUGAUGGCCACACGUACACAUCCAAGUGCAAAUUGGAAUUCCACGCUUGUUCCACAGGCAAAAGCCUCAGUUCCCUCUGCGAUGGGCCCUGUCCGUGUCUGCCUGAGCCUGAGCCUGAGCCACCGAAACCCAAGGCAGAAAAGAGUGCCUGCACAGACAAGGAGCUGAGGAGCCUCGCUUCCCGGCUGAAGGACUGGUUCGGGGCUCUCCACGAGGAUGCCAACAGAGUCAUCAAGCCGACCAGCUCUGACACAGCCCAAGGCAGGUUUGACACCAGCAUCCUGCCCAUUUGCAAGGACUCCCUGGGCUGGAUGUUCAACAAGUUGGACAUGAACUAUGACCUCUUGCUGGACCACUCGGAGAUCAACGCCAUCUACCUAGACAAGUAUGAGCCCUGCAUCAAGCCUCUUUUCAACUCCUGCGACUCCUUCAAGGACGGCAAACUCUCCAACAAUGAGUGGUGCUAUUGCUUCCAGAAGCCAGGAGGUCUCCCUUGCCAGAAUGAAAUGAACAGAAUUCAGAAGCUGAGCAAGGGGAAAAGCCUGUUGGGGGCAUUCAUACCUCGGUGUAAUGAGGAGGGCUACUACAAAGCCACGCAGUGUCACAGCAGCACAGGCCAGUGCUGGUGUGUGGAUAAAUAUGGGAACGAGCUGGCUGGCUCCAGGAAACAGGGCACUGUGAGCUGCGAAGAGGAGCAGGAAACCUCCGGGGACUUCGGCAGCGGUGGCUCCGUGGUCCUGCUGGAUGAUGUGGAGGAUGAGCAAGAGCUGGGGCCAAAGGACCAAGAGGGGAAGCUAAGGGUGCACACCCGGGCCGUGAGGGAAGAUGACGAAGACGAGGAUGAUGACAAAGAAGAUGAGGUUGGGUACAUAUGGUAGUGCCCAUGAGGAAGAGGACACACUUUUGGCACAGAUUUGCAAGUCGCUUCCUUUGCCUGCAUUUGUAUCUAAGACUCCGAGGCCCACAGGUCUCUUCUCCGCUGUUGCUCUCUGUACCAGGGUUAAGGUUUGGGAGACCCCUUCCCAGAGCGUUCUGAAUCUGCAUACAGUUGUGUGGGAGAAAGGAUGUUGUUCUUUUGUUUGUUUUUGUUUUCAUCUGAGGGGGGAAUGGCUGGCUAAGCCUCCUUCCUUCCUGUAAGGUUUUUGCAACUAGCAUGUGAUUGGCGUGGAAUCCGUGGAAUCCACCAGUGCGGGGAGUCCCACCCUCUCGAGCGUCAAAGCCCCUCUCUGAUUACCCACAUUGGUGGUUAUUACAGCAUGGUUCCCAGCCUUAUGUUGUCUAAGUGCUUUCCUUGUGUCCUGUAGAUGUUGUGGAAAACACACCACGCCGUUCCUUUUCCUCCUGUCUCCACCACCUCUGGAGUUUAUUACUGACAAUUAAUUUUCAAUGUCCCUGUAUCUGGCUUCCUACAAAUGACAGCCUUAAUUCAGUUGAAGUCCCUUUGGAGAAUUCAUUUUCGUUCUUAAAAAUUAAGAUCUUGAUGCUUCCCCUUACACACCCACAAACUCGCUUGACUUGCACGCACACCUCUCAGCCAAGUGUCUGGUUGUAGACGGAAAACACUUGAGAGAAACUUUGGCUUUUAGUCAACUUCUCCAGACACGGACAUGGACUGGGAUGUGAAAUUCCUCCUGGGGUCCCCUUGCACUGAUGCCCAUGGCACGCAUAGCCUGCAGGCUGGGGAGGCUCCUCUAUGCAGUUGUGGAGAGACUGGAGGCCGUUUUGAUUUCCAUAAGCCUCUGAUUGCCUAAACUGCCCCCCCACUUCCCCCACAGAAGCCAUGCACUCCCCCUUGGGCAGCUUCACAAGCCAUUUCUUCAUUUUAGCUCAAAGCUCCCCUCAGGAUGCAGCGUAUCCACCCAUGGCAGCUCCCGUCCCCACCCGCAAGGGCUUUUCCUAAGGCAUGCCUCCCGGGUUCUUGCUCUCCAAGAAGACAGCGUCAUGAUAGUCCUUAGGAAAACAAAUUAGGAUUCUUCAUGUUCCCUCCCCCCCACACCCUUUCCAUCCACAAAUCAUGACCAGGGGAUAAAGGCUCUAAAGGGUUCUCUUUCUCACCCCAUUAUUGAAUAGAAACCCCAAUGGAGGCCUAGAAAGUGAUCGUGGUGGCACAAGAAGCUAGUCAAGGAGCCAGCAACCUCCCCUCUGACACAUGUCCGUGUGUGCUGGGGCACCAUGAAAGCAGUUUUACCUCUGUUUAUUCCCUAAGCUCAUUAUUGGCAUCUACUUCCAAUAAUAUCUCUAUAUUAUUCCAGAUUUCUUUCACACAAGUACCAAAGAGUAGACCUCAGUGCAGCCCCAUUCAGGUCAGGGCCAGUUCCCCAAGCUCUGCCUGCUUGCUUCCUACCUAGCCAUUUGCCCUAAGCAGCAAGGACUCAUCAGAAACCAUUUCUGUUUUGCCCUAACCAGUCAUAGCCUGCCAGCACAACCUCUUUGUUGUCCUUACCUCCCCCAAAUGAGUUUUAGCCAGUCCACAAGAGGUCCAUUAACUCAGGCAAGAAGAGUAUUUGGUCAAACGAGUCUGACCCCAAACUGGCCUUCUUCAGUUACCAUUCCCCUCCUUGAACAGGUGGACAAGGUUACACUGGCCCAAGUGUUCUCGCAUGGAAAUGAACAGUCAUUUGCUCCCUUGGCCUGGUAGACACAAGUUCUGCAGGAUGCUGAGCAUCUCCCUUUCUGUGGAGACACAGACUUUCUCAGUUCUGAGAUCUCAAUGACACCCUUCCAAGUCCCAUGGUUUUGAUUUUUCUCUCUCAAAACUGAUCAUAAUUUAGAAAACAGGUGCUCAGUCACCGCUAAAUGGUAAUAGAGUACGUUAAAAAGACACAUUAGGAAGCUCAGUUUAGGCCGCCAGCAUAAACCAUUGUUAUUAUUUCCUUUGAGCUUGGAAAAAAAUGCACAAGAGGACAAGUUAACAAUCGGCAAAUUGAUUUCUCUUCAAGAAACUUCUAGGAACCCAACGAACCACUUAUUUUGUCUAAUUAUCAUAUGACAAGUGUCACAUUAAGAUGACACUUAGAGCUCCUUAACAUUAUCUUGAUGGUGGAGAAGAGUGCUCAAUAGGCAAUUCCCAGGAAGGUAAUGAGAUAUCAUUUCCAGAGAGGUCCCAAGAAGAUGUUUUGAUUCAUUAAAAUAUUAAAUCAAAAGCCCUCCUACGUCUGGAGCCCACGUCAGCAAAGCAACACCAUUUCUUAUGCCCCACCUUGGGUUUUAAAAACAGCUAUUUACAACAGUACUUAAAAUGAGACUUUGUGUUACCUUCUCCUGAGACAUAGAACUUCCCUUGUCCUGUUUGGAGGGAGCCUUUGAUUCCAAUAAUAAUUGCGAGCAUCAUACGAUGCUUUUGAGGCGAAUGCUAUUGUGAUGACUAACCCCUGCUUUGGCGGGUACUUACUGACUUAAUUUUAAAAAAAAACCUUCAGUUGAUACCAUUGCUCUAAUUCUACAAACAGUUAUUUAAUACUACUACUGUGGUAUCCGAGUUAAACCCCGGAAUUCUCUCUCAUCAUGGUUUACUGUCUGCCACAUUAAUGUGUUGGCUUUCCACAGCUAUUCUUAGAAUGGGGAUUUGGCUUCCUCUCGGUUCCUCCAUUAUGCCCACAUGACUACCUAUACCAGAAAUGAUGACUUGUCUGUCCAGGUCUGCCCGUCCCACAAUGCCAUGGGUGUUGGGUUUGCUUUGGUUUUACCUUGACCAACUGUACAGUACAUCGAGGAGUCCUUUCUACCAUGGGUGGUUUUGGUCUUUUUAUGCCUUUUCUCAGUCGCUGACGUUUGUCCCUGUUCAGUGUGUAGCCUUGUAACAAAAGCCCAUCAAAUCCAGAGUGUCAGUUUGUCGUCCCUACUGUAGGUGAAACAGUGAUGCAGAAAACCCAGUACUUUGAAUGCUUUUCCAUGUAGACUUUUCUGGAAUGUGAACACAACUCUUUGGUUAAUAGCAAAUGCUUACCUGUAGUCCCGAGUAGGCGCAGUUCUGUCUGUCUUAAUAAAUUUUACUUUGUCUGCAA
Phodopus roborovskii (desert hamster) is the source of this 4527-nucleotide messenger RNA. RefSeq names its product SPARC (osteonectin), cwcv and kazal like domains proteoglycan 1 (gene Spock1). Bases 76 to 1401 code for a protein of 441 amino acids. The record is from RefSeq and is a predicted model, not a curated record. The transcript is spliced from 11 exons. Gene Ontology annotation, molecular function: protein binding; calcium ion binding. NCBI's taxonomy places the organism in Eukaryota, Metazoa, Chordata, Mammalia, Rodentia, Cricetidae.